UCUAUUAACAUAAAUUUCAUUGAUAAACACCUACAUUAUUUCUGUCAUAACAUACCGUUAGUAUUAAACAGAAUUAUGCUUUAAAUCUAUUAGAGUCAACAGCCUCUAGAAUGUAUAACAAGACCGAGGUAUUAUUGUAACCCGUCGGCGGACGGAUUAUGUUGACGGAAGUAGACGUGGAUUUUGUGAUGAAAGAAACCUACACUACACACUGACAUAUCUACAACGUUUAGAAGUCAAAGCUGCUUACAUUAUGCCGUUGAAUUAGUUUCUGAGUUGGUUCAUUUGUUGUAGGUCUCUUUUUACCCGAUUUACGGAUAUCUGAACUACCGUUCAUUCAUUCAGUGCUUUUAAAUAAUAACAGUUCGGUCCGUUUGAACAUAAACAUCUCGUAUGUAAUUCAGACUCGAGCUUUCAUGCAGUAAUGGCUGCACACAAGUCUUUAGCUGUUUAGUUAAGAGUCUCGGAGAAACUGGUUCAGUGUCAGUUCCAGUAUGGGUAUACAACUUAGUUGUAAACUUUGUUGACAGCAAACGCUCUUUUCAACAACAGAUUUAGUUCAUAGAGCGACGUAUAGUUAUUUAUAGUAAGUACAGUAUAGUAGUUGUAUAGUUGUCAAUCCCUAAAGAUGUCUCCUGUUCCUGUCCUUCCUCUUAUCAUAAACUUUUUAAUGUCUGCAAUGGGGUGCAUUGCAACAAUCAAGCUUAUUCCAGCCUUUAAGGAUCAUUUCAUAUCUGCAAGACUUUUUGGAUUGGACCUAAAUAAAACCACAAAAAAACAAGUGCCUGAGUCCCAAGGUGUAAUAAGUGGGACAGUCUUCCUCAUCAUUCUCUUCCUCUUCAUCCCUGUCCCCUUCCUCAAGUGCUUCAUGGAAGAACAAUGUCAGCGGUUCCCUCACAAUGAGUUUGUUCAGAUUAUUGGUGCUUUGUUGGCCAUCUGCUGCAUGAUCUUCCUGGGUUUCGCUGAUGAUGUUCUGAACCUACGAUGGAGACACAAGCUUCUGCUGCCCACUAUGGCCUCCCUUCCUCUCCUUAUGGUUUACUUUACUAACUUUGGUAACACCGUCAUUGUCGUGCCCAAACCUUUUCGUCUCCUGUUGGGGAUGCAUCUGGACUUGGGCAUUCUGUAUUACGUGUACAUGGGAAUGUUGGCUGUAUUCUGCACAAAUGCUAUCAACAUCUUGGCUGGUAUCAAUGGCAUUGAGUCAGGACAGGCUCUCUUUAUAUCUGGGUCCAUCAUUGUCUUUAAUUUACUGGAACUUAAUGGAGACUAUAGGGAUGACCAUGUGUUUUCUUUGUACUUCAUGAUUCCCUUCUUCUUCACCACUUUAGCCCUUUUCUACCACAACUGGUACCCUUCGUCUGUGUUUGUGGGAGACACAUUCUGUUAUUUUGCUGGAAUGACGUUUGCAGUGGUUGGAAUCCUGGGCCACUUCAGCAAAACCAUGCUGCUCUUCUUCAUCCCCCAAGUCGUCAACUUCAUUUACUCUCUGCCUCAACUGUUUCACAUUAUUCCCUGCCCUAGACAUCGUCUGCCUAGGUUAAAUUCAGACACAGGAAAGCUUGGCAUGAGUUACUCCAAGUUCAAACGGAAAGACCUAGGCAAAUUAGGACAACUGAUUCUGAAGGUGGCAGAAAUGCUAUGGCUUCUGGAUGUGCGUAGGGGACAGGAGGCAGACGAUGAGUUUAUUGAGUGUAACAACAUGACCCUUAUCAACCUGGUACUAAAAAUACUGGGACCUACCCAUGAGAAAACCCUGACGGCAGUCAUGCUGUUUAUGCAGGUCUUAGGAAGUGCCGUAGCAUUUGGAAUCCGGUAUCAACUUGUCCGUCUUUUCUACGAUGUCUAGACCCUCAAGCUCAGUCUGUAAAAUCCUGAAAGACUUCACAACCUGCUGCUCUCAACUGGAGACGACCAUAGUUGACUGACUAAAAAAUUUU
This is a messenger RNA of Paramisgurnus dabryanus, 1940 nucleotides long. RefSeq names its product dolichyl-phosphate (UDP-N-acetylglucosamine) N-acetylglucosaminephosphotransferase 1 (GlcNAc-1-P transferase) (gene dpagt1). Gene Ontology annotation, biological process: dolichol-linked oligosaccharide biosynthetic process. Gene Ontology annotation, cellular component: membrane. NCBI's taxonomy places the organism in Eukaryota, Metazoa, Chordata, Actinopteri, Cypriniformes, Cobitidae. Gene Ontology annotation, molecular function: UDP-N-acetylglucosamine-dolichyl-phosphate N-acetylglucosaminephosphotransferase activity. The record is from RefSeq and is a predicted model, not a curated record.